Messenger RNA from Rhodotorula graminis WP1, 1980 nucleotides. RefSeq lists its product as uncharacterized. Gene Ontology annotation, molecular function: carboxy-lyase activity; thiamine pyrophosphate binding; magnesium ion binding. The transcript is spliced from 10 exons. Lineage: Eukaryota; Fungi; Basidiomycota; Microbotryomycetes; Sporidiobolales; Sporidiobolaceae. The record is from RefSeq and is a predicted model, not a curated record. Bases 1 to 1980 code for a protein of 659 amino acids.
AUGCCUCGGCACGGGCAGGGACAGGGCCAGCUCAUGGGGCCAGGUCCCGCCACGACGUCGGCGGGUCGCUCGACCGUGCUCCUCUUCGUCAGCGACUCGCACUUUCAGCUUUCCGAGGAGGUCGAGGCCUCAACAGCAAUGCCUUCCGCCGACAUGAGCGCGACGACGACGCUCUCGCAAUACCUCCUCGACCGCCUCCACCAGCUCGGCGUCAACACGAUCUUUGGCGUGCCGGGCGACUUUACCCUGAGCCUCAACGACGUGAUCGAGGCGGACCCUCGCAUCAUGUGGACCGGCUGCUGCAACGAGCUGAACGCGUCCUACGCCGCCGAUGGCUACGCCCGGGUCAAGCAGGCGCAGCUCAACCGCACGCCCGACCCGCAGACGGGCAAGAUUGCCGGCGGCGUGCGAGGCAUGGCAGCGAUCGUCUCGACUUUCGGCGUCGGCGAGUUGUCGUGCGUCAACGGCAUCGCCGGCUCGUACGCCGAGCGCAUCCCUGUCCUGUCGAUCGUCGGUGCGCCGAGCACCAAGUUGCAGAAGGGUCACGUCCUCAUCCACCACCACCUGGGCGACGUCGGCGGUCGGUUCGACAUCUUCAAGGACGCGACGGCCGGCAUGACCUGCGCGCAAGCCUACCUCACGUCGGCCGACAACGCCGCCGAGGAGAUCGACCGCGUCCUGCUCGCCAUGCUCAAGACGGCUCGUCCCGGCUACGUCACGAUCCCGACCGACCUCGUGUACGCCAAGGUCGACGCGUCACGCGUGCGCACGCCGCUCCUCCCGCUCGCCGACCCGCUCGACGAGCGCAUGCCCAACGGCAAGAUGCUCAAGCACGAGACGCAGGACCGCCUCGACUUUGUCGUGAGCGAGAUCGAGCGCCUGUGGGAGACGGCCAAGGACCCGAUCGUGCUCGUCGACGCGUGCGCAAUCCGCUUCGGCGUCGGCCACCUCGUCGAGGAACUGGUCAAGGCGACGGGCGUGAGGUGGUACACAAGUCCGAUGGGCCGCACCGUCAUGGACGAGGACUCGGAGAACGGCUUCGGCGGCGUCUACAUCGCCCAGCUUUCGGACGACGACUUGCGCGACGCUGUCGAGAAGACGGACUUGGCCAUCAUGGUCGGCGCGAUCCGCAGCGACUUGAACACCGGCCUCUGGUCGACCCGGAUCAAGACCAAGAACAUCGUCGAGCUGCAUUCAUCCUGUACCUCCGUCCAGUACGCCGAGUACGACGCCAUCUCGUUCCAGCUCCUCUUGCCCGUCCUCGCCAAGACGCUCAAGCGCAAGACGACGCCGCCUCCCGAACGCCCUCUCGCCGUCGCCCGACCCAUCGCCCCUGUCGGCGAGCCGAGCGAGCCCGUUACCAACGCCUUGCUGUGGCCGCUCGUCGGCAACUUCCUGCGCGAGAACGACAUCGUCGUCGCCGAGGUCGGGUGCAGCUCGUUCGGCCUCCUCACGACGCCCUUGCCCAAGGGCGCGACCCUCGUCAGUCAAACCUUGUGGUCCUCGAUCGGCUGGAGCGUAGGCGCCACGCUCGGCGCACUGCUCGCCGCGCAAGAGUCGCCCGUUCCGCGGCGGGUCCUCCUGUUCGUCGGCGACGGCUCGAUGCAGCUCACGGUCCAGGAGGUCGCCACCAUGGUUCGGUACGGCCUCAAGCCGACGAUCGUCCUGCUCAACAACGCUGGGUACACCAUCGAGCGCUUCAUCAACGGACCGACCGCGCAGUACAACGACAUCUCGCUGUGGGACUGGUCCAAGGUCCUCCCGCUCUUCACCCCUCCCGCCGCUUCCACCUCGUCGCCCGUCAAGCCCGGGCGCUUCUUCUCGGCGUCGACGCGAGGCGAGCUCGAGGCGAUCCUUGCAGACGACGACUUUAUCGCGGCCGACCGGGUCCAGAUGCUCGAGGUCAAGUGCGACCGGCUCGACGCCCCGAAGGCGCUCCUCAAGCUCGGCGAGGUGACUCGCAGGAUCAACUCGGCCUGA